This is a messenger RNA of Mya arenaria, 1448 nucleotides long. Its product is annotated as golgin subfamily A member 6-like protein 25. The transcript is spliced from 7 exons. The record is from RefSeq and is a predicted model, not a curated record. Bases 20 to 766 code for a protein of 248 amino acids. Gene Ontology annotation, molecular function: DNA binding. NCBI's taxonomy places the organism in Eukaryota, Metazoa, Mollusca, Bivalvia, Myida, Myidae. Gene Ontology annotation, cellular component: cytoplasm; nucleus.
UAUAAAUUUCCCAUUAAAGAUGGAUGAUUCCGACGGCGACACAACUGAUUAUGAGCGGUUACCGUCUCACAUUUUGGUCCAGAAACAACUUCAAGACCUUGUUUCCAUUCAGAAAGCAAGGGUUACCAGGCUGCAGCAAAAUAUAUCUCAGCAAAACGAAACAAUCCAAGACAAUUUUGUUUCACGAGACCAGUAUCAGUCGGAUAUUUCUUCAUUACAGGAAAGUCUGAAGAGUGACUAUGUACCCAGGGAUCAGUAUGAUGCAGUGGUUGGACAGUUGGAGGAUGAGAAGUGUGAACAUGCAGCUACGCGGGUUCGGCUGGCGGAGGUCGUGGAACAGUUGGAAUCUGCUGUUGCUGAGGUGACCAAUCUACAACAGCAACUCAUCGACCAGAAGGCACGCUAUGAGAAACAACAAGGUACCUUAAAAAGCAAAAAUAUGCAAGACACAGCCAAGGCGAUGAAGCUCCAAUCCAAAUGUUCAGAGAUGAGUCAACAUUUUGAGAAGCAGGAGGCCAUACUGACAGCGAAGGAUGAGGAGAUAGCUAACCUGGAACGGAGGAUAAAGGAACAGGGGCUACUGUAUAGAAAGGAGAUGAGUGAGGCGGACAUUGAGAAGAAACAGCAACGAUACAUCGCUCGUCUGCUGGAGGAGGAGGAGAGGAAAAGGUCCCGGAACCCAUCCACUGUGACUCGUAACAACACCAACACUGCACGAAACCCUGCACAGAUGGGCGUGCCUAAAACCAAGGGCAAGAAAAAGUGACAUAGGUUUAAACAAUAUGUUGGUACAGAGUUUAAAGUGGAAUUACCUGCAACCAGUACAGUUCAAGUUUGAGUUUAGUGAUAGAAUAGUGCACAAUACACGUCAUUUGUGAUAUCCAUACUGUAUGACAUAUUUUAUGUUCUUCACAAGUGUUAGGCAAUGUGACAAGGUGUUUGAAUCAUCUGAAUGUAAUAUAUUCACUACACUGAUAUUCCUGUGGAUAUGUGGUAUUAGUGUUGGAAAGCUGGCAGCAUGUGGAACAAUAAGUGAAUAAUGGAUGAAGUGGCCACCUGUCUAAAACAGCCACUUUGAUCUUUCCCAUAAGGUGGCCACUUAAUACAGGUUUGACUGUACAUGUAUUGUUUGAAUUCUGGUCUGACACAUAGCCAUGAUUUUGGCUUUUCUUAAGAACAUUUCAACAAACAACAUAUUUUCUUAAGUUAAGGGACAAUUCUGUUUGUACACAUCAUCAAUAUUGACCUUUAUCCAUACAAUUAAUUAAUUUGUCCAUGUUAUUACUACAUACAUGUACAUGUACUUGUGUGAAUAUCAGGUUUGGGUCACUCUGGAAAAAAAUAGUGCCAGACAAAUGAUUUACAUGUGCCGGUAGUGUUAGAAGUUUAAAGUUUUGAAUUUUCUGUGAUAAAUUUACACAAAAUUAAUAAAAAGAUUAAUCAAUCAA